This is a messenger RNA of Esox lucius (northern pike), 4121 nucleotides long. It is a transcript of the gene arrdc3a, whose product is annotated as arrestin domain containing 3a. The transcript is spliced from 7 exons. Gene Ontology annotation, cellular component: cytoplasm. The coding region runs from base 217 to 1458 and encodes 413 amino acids. Gene Ontology annotation, biological process: protein transport. The record is from RefSeq and is a predicted model, not a curated record. Lineage: Eukaryota; Metazoa; Chordata; Actinopteri; Esociformes; Esocidae.
CCUUGUCUUUGACCAGAGACCAACGCGCAGACGGCGGACGAUGACAGCAUCCACUGCUGUUAUUAAGCCUAAACUCAAUGAAUUGUUGUCAAAGAAAGCACUGAUCAUGCCAGCUGCUUUUGCAGGGCAAAAAUAGUGAUCAGUGUUAGAAUACUGCAUUUUUCUUAUGAGAUUAUUUUUCAUAGACUUUUAUUUGUAGCUACAUAUUUUUCAACCAUGGUGCUAGGAAAGGUAAAGAGCUUCAUCAUAAGCUACGACUGUCACAAUGAAAGCAAUGUCCCCGUUUUUGCAAGCGGGGACUCCGUCUCAGGGAGGGUCAUCAUCGAAGUCACCGGAGAAAUUCGGGUGAAAUCUCUUCAAAUUUACGCAAAAGGAUUUGCAAAAGUUCGUUGGACUGAAUCGCGAAAUGCGGGAUCCAACACUGCCUACACGCAAAAUUACACAGAAGAAGUGGAAUAUCUAAACCACACAGACAUCCUAAUUGGACAUGAAAGAGAUGAUGACAAUUGCGAAGAAGGCCUCACCACUAUCCAUUCAGGAAGACACGAGUAUGCAUUCAGUCUUGAGCUUCCACAGACACCUUUGGCUACCUCGUUUGAAGGGAAACACGGCAGUGUGCGUUACUGGGUAAAGGCUGAGCUACACAGGCCAUGGCUUCUGCCCAUGAAGACCAAGAAAGAGUUCACGGUCUUCGAACACAUCGACAUCAACACUCCCUUGCUCCUGUCGCCCCUGGCAGGCACGAAAGAGAAGACUUUAUGCUGCUGGUUCUGCACCUCAGGCCCAAUCUCCUUAAGUGCCAAAAUAGAACGGAAGGGAUAUACCCCAGGAGAGUCAAUUCAGAUCUUUGCAGAGAUCGAGAACUGCUCCUCGCGCAUGGUCGUGCCAAAGGCAGCCAUUUACCAAACCCAGACCUUCUACGCCAAAGGGAAAAUGAAGGAGGUCAAACAGUUGGUUGCCAACCUCCGAGGGGAGUCGCUGUCCUCGGGCAAGACUGAGACAUGGAGUGGCAAAAUGCUGAAGAUCCCUCCCGUCUCUCCUUCUAUCUUGGAUUGCAGCAUAAUCCGAGUGGAGUAUUCUCUCAUGGUGUACGUGGACAUCCCCGGGGCCAUGAACCUGUCUCUGAACCUGCCGCUGGUCAUCGGCACCAUCCCGCUGCACACCUUCGGCAGCCGCACCUCCAGUGUCAGCAGCCAGUGUAGCAUGACCAUGAGUUGGCUGGGCAUGGCCCUGCCGGAGCGCCCCGAAGCACCGCCCAGCUACGCGGAGAUCGUGACCGAGGAGCAGAGGCAGCGCCUGGAGGUGACGACGGCCAGGGAUGAGUUGGAGGGACCACUGUUUGCCUAUAUCCAGGAGUUCCGAUUCCAGCCGCCCCCACUCUACUCCGAGGUUGAUCCUAAUCCUGAUCAAGCCAGCCGGACAGAGGAACAGAGAUCUGACACCUGUCCAUCGCGCUGAAGGAAACUCUGAACCCGCCCAGAGAUGUUUUGGGCGUUUCAAAUCGGCGCUGUUUUUGUUUAUUUCUCCCCCCCCCCAUCCGGCGACAGCUUUUGCACUCCGCCGUCGAAGUCGAGAGAAAACAAACAACCCAACAAGGGCAAGUGCCCCCGGUGAACGUAGCCCUGUCCACUCCUAGAGAGAGGCCUGGGAAGUCAGCACGGGAAAUGCUUCUUGGCAGCCUGCCUGCCUUGCCGAGGGACGGCUGUACGAACACACCCCUGACCUGUGAGAACAGAAAACCCCCGUAACAAAGACGCCCCUGGUGGAGAGAGUGAAAACUCGCCAGGGCCUCGUCUGCCUACAGCUCUUAACCACCUGCUUUCUUCUGCAAUUCCGGCACAUGUGGACACGGCUCUCCCAUGGAGCAGAACGAAUCAUGUCGAGACCCGAGCAGAUAAAAAGAAAACGGGAAGAGAACACAACAUGACCACCACUGUAUGAUGAGCUCAGCAGCAGUAAACGACUGAGUGAAGUCUGGCCUCCUCCAAUAGAUCUGGAGCUGGCUUUAUAUCCAGGCCUCCUUUGGUCUCAUUUGGGAUUUUUGCACGUUAUUCUUUGCUUGAGUUGUGUGGCUCUGUUUAAAGAAGAAAAAAAACAGUUACACUUUCUUUUUUCUUUUUAAGUGUAGUAAUAUGAUGGACUAAUGAGACUGCAGGCUUAUCUCCUAGACUCCUUGUCCACACAACUUUGAACAACGCAGAGAACUUAGAGACUGAAAAGGACAAACAAUGCACUGACCUUGUUUUAGCUUUUGUUAAUGUAAUUAUUUUUCUAAUUACAUUUCCUUGUUGUGUAGACUGGACCUGAAAGAAGCCGCACUCUCUUUUUCCUUAGUUUGGAUUUAAGUGUCGCUUACUUUUUCCUGGUUCUCUUUGAUAUGUUAAGUCUUUUGAUUUAGUUCCAUACAUAGAAUGCCUUCAAGCCAAUCAUUGUUUGCUUUGUGUUUAUGUUGCGCUUCGUUCUGGAGAAGGGGAGCCGCAGGCCAGUGUCUGUAAGAGUGACACAUUCAAAUUCCCACAUUGAAUGUCUGCAGUUCCUCAACUCCCAGUACAGAGCAACACAAGCUUACAUACUGCCUAAAAAAGCACUGUCUCAGGUGAUCUUCUCACUUGCCAAACGGUUGAAAAAAAAAAGUAAAAAAAAAAAAAAAGUAAUGUUUUGUUUUAAUUGCACUGUUUGAUAUAGUAAAAGGAGGAUUUAUUUUCUUAAAAAAAAGGAUAUUACCAAAACAAGAGAGAAGACAAAUACACAGAGCAGCAAGGCAGCUUUUGAAAACGAACGACAUUCCCUUUUUGUCCUUGCUGAAGUUGCCGACUUCAUUCACCAACUGCUUUAUUUUCCAGACCAGUGAAGCCUGAAAUGUUAGAAUCAUACAUGAAAAAAAGAGACUACAUGGUAUGAUCUGCUUCUAAGAAUAGGGUCGAUGGAAAACCUGCCUUGAAUUGUUGGAAGUUGCUAAAGCUCCAAUCAAACUGGCCAGAACAAGUAGUGUUUGGUUGAAAUGAGCAAUACAUUGGUUUUAAAACUCAUUCAACACCUAUACCAGCAAGAGCGGAGAUUUUGCAUCUUGAACAUGAGUCACUUUUUGACCAUAAAAAAUAAAAUGGGAGGAAAAAAUAGCAUUAAUGGUGUAGGUCUGGAAAAAGUCUGGUAAUCACAUUUUGUGAUGUAGUCAAGCAAUGUUGUUGGACAUUAAUGUAUAAUUUAAUCUUCUACGAUUUUUAAAUCUUUUUUUUUUUUCUGGAAAGUUUACGGAUCCAAUUAGUUGAUACAUUAGUGUGUGUGUUUGUACUCUUAAGAUCUGUCUAGCAACUAUAAGAAUGCUCCUUGCAGGGACCGACAAACUACAAUUUAAAGUGAUCUUAUCUCAGUGGCCUUGACACAGAACUAACCUAAUUACCGAGUGUCCAAAUCAUUUACAACCUUGCUCUUUCUGCUCCAUUUCGUUUGUAUGUCUGUAUGUAUCAUUGGUCCAUUAAUGCUUUUCAAAGGGACAAAAAGGGAAGAAAGAAAAAAAAGUUAUUUAAAGUGUAAAAAGAAAGAGUUGCCGAUCCCUGUUACAAGCCUAUUUGACUGUGCGUUUAGUAAAGACUGGGCUAGUUUAUGUACUUGGGCAUUGAUAGUUUCUUAUCCAGUCAGAAAACCCUGUUUAGUUAAGUUCAUCUCUCAGCUUCAGGAAACAGCUGUGGAUCAGCAACCCCCUCUCCCCGACUGAGAACGAAUUAACUGAGUUGAGUAGACUGAGAGAUCCCUCUUCUCACUAACAUUUUUGUUUGUUUGUUUUUUUUAUCUUGGGGAAUCUGUAUCAAGCUAAAAGAGAAAUGAAAUAAGCUUAUUUGUUUCAGGUUGGUCGAAUCUACAGUCCAUUGUUUGGGCCCUAGUGUACUCCUGUGUUAAGCUAAAUUCCUGACUUACUGAAGUGAGGGAUCAAAAUGUUAAAAAUGGGAGAGUUGAUCGAAAGAUGUUUUAGAAUUUAAGUGCAAUAUUACUCAUUUGAAUUUGUAUUAUUCACUAUUUGUAUGUCUAGUUUCUCUUUACAGUUUUGAUCAUGAUCAUCCUAUAGAUUUUAUCAAUGAUCUGGUUCUUUUGAGUUUAAUAAACUUUUGUUCAAAUAUAUGUAA